AUGGCUGCUUGUAACGGCACGGAGUCGUGGGUUCGGGGCGGGGAAAAGUUUAGAGGACAUCGACUGCUUCCUGACAUUCUCGAUUACUACGCCCAUGACGAGCCCGAUCGCGUAUUCGCUGCUAUCCCCAAGACGAAGAGCGUCAUGGAUGGUUACAAAGACAUAAGCGUGAAAAAGAUGGCGACGGCAGUAGACCAUAUGGCUUGGUGGCUUGAACGCGCUUUUGAGGGAGUGCCCAAAAAGACAACACUGGCCUACAUUGGCCCUCCUGACCUCCGCUACCCCAUUUUGCUGCUGGCGCUCAUGAAGUGCGGGUGGAAUGCAAUGUUCGUCUCUCCUCAAAACACCCCCAUCCAGAAUUUGGGCCUUUUGCAGGAAGCAAACGUCUAUGGCCUUCUCUAUGCGGACGUCAUGUGCUCGGCAGCAGAAAGUCUUCAGCAAUUCGACCCCUUCAUGCAAUCUUUGCCGGUGCCAACACUGGCCGAGCUUUUCAAGUCCAAGUCCCCUCCAUUCCACUGGAAUGCUUCUUUUGAAGAAUUCCAGAACAAGCGCUGUCUGAUUCUGCACACUUCCGGCACAACAGGCCAGCCAAAACUGGUCCAAUACACCCACGGCACUCUCGCCUGCGCUGAUAAUGAUACAUUCAUGUCUGUCCCAGAGGGACGUCGUGCGCAGAAUGCAGAUCAAUUCAAUUUCUCUCCACCAGGACGCUAUUACUCCCCUUUUCCGCCUCACCACCUCGCUGGCCUCCAUGCAUUCACCCUUUUGCCUCUCAUCUCACGUACGGCUGCUUUCGUCAUGGGUCCUCUUACUGUCCCACCAAGCGGGGCCCUGCUGAGCUCCAUCAUGAAACAACAGCCGCAGAUACGAGCCAUCUAUGUUCCCCCAUUUCUGGUAGAGCAGUGGAUGCUUGAGCCAGAUGCUUAUGACCAGGCACGACAGCUUGAUUUCAUCCUUUGUGGUGGAGCGGCGUUGGCACCUAGUGUUGGGAAUAAGCUCAGUGAGGUAACAAAUAUACGCCAGAUGUAUGGCUCUAUUGAGACAUGUCACAUCCAGGCGCUCAAUCCCCAGCCAGGAGAGUGGCAAUAUAUCGAGUUCAACAAUCUGCCGGAAAUUGAGAUGGAGGCUGUGGGUGAUGACGUCUAUGAGCUGGUUCUGCACCCAGCCGAGAGCUCACGGCCAUAUCUAUCCCUUGCUCAUAAUUAUCCCAAGGUACACACGUGGCGCACUAAAGAUCUAUUUAAGCCUCAUCCCACCAAAGCUGGUUUGUGGCAUUUUCAUUCGCGCACCGAAGAUAUAAUCGUGCUGGAAAAUGAGCUCAAAGUGUGGCCUAUUCCCAUGGAGACUAUCCUGAGAGGAGAUCCUCAUGUUACAGGGGCUUUGAUUGUGGGGAAUGGUCGUCCCGAACCAGUGCUUCUCAUUGAAGCCAGGCAAAGCUCCUAUCAAGAAAUGAGUAGAGACGAGCUACUGGACGCCAUUUGGCCAUCUGUCGUCGAAGCCAAUUCCGUUGCCUCCGAGCACGCAAAAAUCCAGCGAUCCCGGAUUGUUUUGUGUCCACCGCAGCUCGGGUUUUUCCGGACACCUAAAGGGACGGUCAUGAGGAAGCCAACCGAGUCCCUGUAUGCCGAACUGAUCUCUGCGACAUUCACGGAAGAGGAUGACAGUAGCAGCGGUGAUGAGUAUGACUUUUCCGGCGACCGAACAGAACUCGGCAUGCGCGAGGCAGAGCUCCUGACUGCGACCUGACACACCAAUUUCUAUUCAACGUUUGCGGGCAGAAAUGGCGCUAUGAUAUUUCCACGGUUUCCAGACGUUUCGCAUCGAUUCUUGGGCCAUACAACGCACAGAUGAUUAACAUGGAUGACAUCUGGCCUGCCAGUCUCCGGAAUACUUUGAGGCGAAAGGUCCACCAACAGCUUCUGGACCGAGACAGGGGCACCACUACCAGUAUCAGGGGACAGGAAAGAUGCUGGCUAUGACCCCGUAGGCCGUCAAAUGCCGUGCCGUGUCUCGGUUCGGUGACAGUCGUGAGCGCCCUCAUAUGGUCGGAGAUCUAUUUUGGGUUAGUCGAUUGCCCUGAUCAUGUUG
This is a messenger RNA of Aspergillus costaricaensis CBS 115574, 2088 nucleotides long. Its product is annotated as AMP dependent ligase/synthetase. Bases 1 to 1746 code for a protein of 581 amino acids. The transcript is spliced from 3 exons. The record is from RefSeq and is a predicted model, not a curated record. NCBI's taxonomy places the organism in Eukaryota, Fungi, Ascomycota, Eurotiomycetes, Eurotiales, Aspergillaceae.